UUAAAUGAAUGCAUGAUGGGAUACAGUAACCUGGGUUUCAUCUGUGUUUUGUCUUUGUUGAUUUUUACACUCCAGGUAAAGACAACACCCCAGUAUGCCGCAGUCAUUGAACAGAAUGCAACAACUCCAAGGACCCCAAGUGUGUUUCUGAUGAAGGUCUUUCCAAAAGCAUCGACCGGUUUGCUCAGGAGAAAGAGGGAAUGGAUGAUUCCCACCGUCAACAUCCCAGAAAACGAUAAAGGCCCUUUUCCAAAGGAAGUAGUGAAGAUGAAGUCCACCGCAGCUGAUUUGAUGAAAAUGGUUUAUUAUGUCACAGGCCCAGGAGCUGACCAGCCUCCCGUUGGUCUGUUCAAAGUGCACAGAUAUUCAGGAAUGUUGUCUGUCACUGACAAACUGGACAGAGAGGAAACUAAAGAAUACAUCCUAACUAUUCACGGCUCAUCGGAGAGCGAAAACUACAUUGAGAAACCUGCUGAAAUCAUCAUAAACAUUAUUGACCAAAAUGACAAUGCACCUGUCUGUACCCACAAUCCUUUUAGGGGAGAGGUCCCGGAAAGGUCAAAGCCAAAUGUGUCUUUCAUGCAAGUGUCAGCGAAGGACUUGGAUGAUCCAAAUACAUUUAAUGGCAUAGUGCGGUAUAAACUGGUGGGACAGGAACCCCGCGGUGAUGCGUUCCGCAUUGACCCUGUUACUGGAAACAUUAGUCUAGCCUCCGUUGGCAUUUUAGACAGAGAGACUUAUCCUUUGUAUAAACUGCACGUGGAGGCUGCAGAUUUGGAGGGACAUGGCUUUUCCUCCACUUGUGUGGUUUUAAUCAAAGUCACCGAUAGCAAUGAUCAUGCCCCUAGAUUCAGCCAAAACAUUUAUAUUGGUACGAUGAAAGAACAUAAAGUAGGGGAAAUCGUUGCAAGGUUGACCGUCACGGAUAAAGACGAACCUUUAACUGCAAACUCAAUGGUGAAGUUCACCAUCAUCGAUGGCAACGAGAAAGGAGUCUUCAACGUUAGCACCGCCCCCAACAAGAUGGAGGGAAUCAUCACAACAGUAAAAGGUCUGGACUUCGAGCAGGGCAGAAACACUUUCGUUUUGCUUGUGGUGGUGGAGAACACAGUUCCCUUUGCUGUUCCUCUGUCCACCUCGACUGCCACUGUCUCCAUCACAGUGGAGGACGUGAAUGAGCCGCCCAUCUUCGAACUCUUAAAGAAGCAGGUCCACGUGGCCGAGGACCUCCCGGUGGGCAGCACCAUCACUAACUACACAGCAAAGGACCCAGAUACUGCUAGACGACAGAACAUAAGAUAUAAGAUGCCAAAAGACAUAGCUAAGUGGUUGGAGAUCGCAGAAGAUACUGGACAAAUUAAAGUCAGGAACCCCAUGGACAGAGAGGCUUCGUUUCUAAAAAAUGGAGAAUACACCGUCUUAAUAGAGGCAUAUGACGAUGAUGAUGAACCAGCCACAGGUACAGGCACACUGAAAAUCCAUCUGAAAGAUGUGAAUGACAACGCCCCAUUUUUGGAGCACCACAGAGCCCAGAUGUGUUCAACAGAACCAGAACCUGUCCUAUUGACCAUUACAGACCAAGACGAGCCAGAAAACAGCCUUCCAUUCCAUGUAGAAGUGCUCAAUGAAUAUCAAAACAACUGGACCGUCGUCGUCAACUCCAGCGAUGCUGUGUGGCUGAAUCCCCUCAGACAUCUUGAUGUCGGCGAGUACCGCCUGUUGCUGCGUGUGUAUGACUCCCAGAUGUUGUUUCAGGACAACUCAGUCACGGUAGAGAUGUGUGACUGUAAAGGCCGUGAUGUCAUAUGCCUCGCUGGCGUGCGUGCUGCGUACGUCUCCACCCUGUAUAUCUAUGCGUUAGCAGCCGUCUUUGGCCUUCUGUUGCUGCUAUUGUUGCUUUUACUUUUUCUGAAGAGAAAGAGCGGGAGGAAGCAUAAACUGUUUAUCCAGACAGAUGACAAUGACAGGGACAAUAUUUUAUGUUACAAUGAGGAGGGAGGAGGGAAGAAGACACAGGAUUAUGUUAUGAGCUUGUUACACUGCGGACCACAUGUUUUCAAUACAAACAUCACUCCGACAGAUUUCUUCUAUCGGCAACAUUGUGAGGACAAUGCAGAUAUUGGAAACUUCAUUAAUAAUAAUUUGAACACUGCAGUUGAUGACCACCGUUUGGCGCCGCGUGACUCUUUUCUGGUGUUUGGUUAUGAGGGUGAGGGAUCGAGCGCCGGAUCUCUCAGCUCUCUGCAUUCGUCCAGCAGUGACGGCAGUCAAGACUACCAGCAUCUGCAGCAGUGGGGGUCUCCCUUCACAAGACUCGCUGACAUGUAUGCAGGAGAUGAUGAGUGA
Triplophysa dalaica is the source of this 2346-nucleotide messenger RNA. RefSeq names its product B-cadherin-like. The transcript is spliced from 15 exons. Gene Ontology annotation, cellular component: catenin complex; plasma membrane; adherens junction. Gene Ontology annotation, molecular function: calcium ion binding; cadherin binding. The record is from RefSeq and is a predicted model, not a curated record. Gene Ontology annotation, biological process: cell morphogenesis; multicellular organism development; calcium-dependent cell-cell adhesion. The coding region runs from base 13 to 2346 and encodes 777 amino acids. NCBI's taxonomy places the organism in Eukaryota, Metazoa, Chordata, Actinopteri, Cypriniformes, Nemacheilidae.